AUGAAUGAGGAAGUACACAAUCGUGCUUUACUCUUGAUCGAAGAUAUCUGUUACCUCAUGUGCGGUAAUUUAUUAAUCAGGUUAGGCAUGCCAGCACCAUGUCGUGAAAUGAAUGACACAUUUAAUCGAGAAUUGGAACGGGAACGUGAAUAUGACCACCAGGAAUUAGAUUUAGUAGUUCAAACAAAUGUUCCCCUGUUGAAUUGCCAACAAAAGGAAGUUUAUGAUACUUUAAUGAAGGCAAUCGAUGAUGAAAAUGGUGGUUUAUAUUUUCUAGAUGCUCCUGGUGGAACUGGCAAGACAUUCCUCAUGUCAUUAGUUUUAGCAAGUGUUCGGGCGAGAUCAAACAUAGCGGUUGCAGUUGCUUCUUCUGGAAUAGCAGCCACAUUGUUAGAAGGAUGCCGUACGGCUCAUUCUGCAUUCAAAUUACCGUUAAAUCUUCAAACUAUUGAAGAACCAACGUGUAAUAUUGCAAAACACUCAGCAAUGGCCAAAGUUUUAGCGGUAUCGAAAAUCAUCAUCUGGGACGAAUGCACAAUGGCGCAUAAACGUGCAUUAGAAGCACUUAACCGAACAUUAAAAGAUUUACGCAAUGACUCAAGAUGUUUCGGAGGAGCAAUGAUUUUACUGUCUGGCGAUUUCCGCCAAAUACUGCCAGUAAUUCCAAGAUCUACAGCUGCCGACGAAAUAAACGCUUGCCUCAAAUCGUCAAAUCUAUGGCGCUAUGUGAAGAAACUGCAACUGACAACAAACAUGAGAGUUACAUUGCUUAAUGAUACAUCUGCUGAAGUUUUCUCGAAGCAAUUGCUGAGUAUCGGUAAUGGUCAAGUACCUGUCGAUGAAUCGAGCGGAUUAAUAUCAUUUCCAAACAAUUUUUGUAAUUUUGUCUCAUCAAAAGACGAACUUAUCAACAAUGUAUUUCCAGAAAUUGUUUCUAAUAGCAAAAAUAAUGAAUGGUUGAGUGAGCGGGCAAUUUUAGCAGCAAAGAAUAAAGAUGUAGAUGACCUAAACCACAUAAUUCAAAAUAAAAUAAUUGGAACAAUGCUUUCAUUCAAAUCUAUUGAUUGCGUCACAAAUGAAGAUGAAGCCACCAACUAUCCAAUUGAAUUUUUAAAUUCUUUGGACGUGCCUGGCUUACCACCGCACAAUUUACUCCUAAAGGUUGGCUCCGUAGUAAUAAUGCUUAGGAACAUAAACCAACCAAAACUGUGCAACGGUACGCGUUGGUGGUUACAAAAUUGA
Messenger RNA from Ctenocephalides felis (cat flea), 1242 nucleotides. Its product is annotated as ATP-dependent DNA helicase pif1-like. Gene Ontology annotation, molecular function: DNA helicase activity. The transcript has a single exon. The record is from RefSeq and is a predicted model, not a curated record. Bases 1 to 1242 code for a protein of 413 amino acids. Lineage: Eukaryota; Metazoa; Arthropoda; Insecta; Siphonaptera; Pulicidae. Gene Ontology annotation, biological process: DNA repair; telomere maintenance.